GUUCCUUGGGUCUGCAUGUCUGAAUCUCCCAGCUUUGAGGGCUUCACAUUCCAGCUCUAUGCACCCCGAUCCCCCAGUUCUGUGCGCCCCAACAUGCCCUGGCUCAGUGCACUCUGGCUCCCUGGGUCUGUAAACCCUGACCCCCGGCUCUGUGCACCCCAAUGCCCUGGCUCUGCUCCAAGCACCCCAACCCCCCUGGCUCCAUAUGCUCUGGUUUCCCAGCUUUGUGCCCUCCAAAUCCUCGAGCUCUGUGAAUGCCAGUCCCCAGGCUUCGUGUGUACCCCCCGAGCCCUGCGCACCUCACUCCCCUGGCCUGGUGCACCCCAACCCUUUGGCUCCAUAUACCCCAAUCUCCUGGCUUGGUGCUCCUCAAAGCCCCAGACCCAUGCACCCCACUUCCUCUGCCUCAGUCUCCCCCAAUCCCCUGGCCCCACGCACCCCAGUUCCUCUGGCUCAGUGGUCGCCAGUCCCCCAACUUUGAGCACCCCAAUCCCCUGGCUCGGUGCCCCCCAUCUUGGUGCACUGCAAUCCCUUGGCUUGGUGCCCCCAACUCCCUAUCUCUGUGCACCCCGAUCACUUGGCUCGGUGCCCCCAAUUCCGCAUGUCUGUGCACCCCAAAUCCCUGGCUUGGUGUCCCCAAUCCCCCGCUCGGUGCUCCCUGCUCCCCCGCACUCCAGUCCCCGCCACCCCCCGGUCCUUCCCGGUCGCGGCUCCUCCUCCUCCUCCGCCGGCGGGACCCGGCCGGAAGCGGCCGCAGCCAAUCAGGGCCGUGGCCGCCGCCCCGGGACCAGCCCCGCCCGUCGGCGGAGCGCGCGCUCCCGCCCGUCCCGCGCCGACUGCCCGCUCAAGGCAUUUACCACAAGAGAGAAGUUUCCCUUUGAGAAGGACACCCGGGACUUCACUUGCAUCUGCUUCCUCACCCCGGCUUUGCUCCUGCCGAGGAUGCUCUGCCCGCUGCUUGCCCUGGGAGCGCUGGCGCUCAGCCUGGCAGGUGCCAUGGAGGUCCAGGUCCCGGAUGAGCCCGUGGUGGCUCUUUUUGGCCAAGAUGCCACUCUGGACUGCUCCUUCUCCCCCGAUGCCAACUUCAGCCUUGACGACUUGACUCUCAUCUGGCAGCUGACGGACACCAAGCGCUUGGUCCACAGCUUCUCUGGUGGCCGGGACCAGCUGCUAGACCAGGGCGGGGACUACGCCAACCGUACGGCCCUCUUCUAUGACCAGCUGGCCCAGGGCAAUGUCUCGUUGCUCCUCCGACGUGUGGAGGUCUCAGAUGAAGGCAGCUUCACCUGCUUUGUCCGGGAUUCCAGUAGCGCGGCCGUGACAUUGCAGGUGGCAGCUCCGUACUCCAAGCCCAGUAUGUACCUGGAGCCCAACAAGGACUUGAAGCCAGGAGACCUUGUGGCUGUGACUUGCCACGCUUCUCGUGGCUACCCCCAGGCCAGCGUCCUCUGGCAAGAUGGCCAGGGCAGCAACAUCACGGAAAACAUCACCACGUCCCAGGUGGCCAACGAGGAAGGUCUCUUUGAUGUGCAAAGUGUCCUCCAGGUGCUGGUGGAGCCCAGCAGCACCUACUUCUGCCUGGUGCGAAACCCGGUGCUGCAGGAGGAGACCCGUGCCUCCGUCACCAUCACGGGCCAACACCCCCGCUUCCCCACCGUGGCUCUCUGGGUGACAGUGGCACUCGCCAUCUGCGUCCUGGGGCUGCUCAUCGUCCUGGCAUACGUGUGCCAGAAGAAAAUCCGCGAGAGCUGUGAGGAAGAGGAGGAAAACGCAGGGACAGAGGAGCAGAUCGGAGAGGGGGAACAGUCCAAGACAGCUCUGCAGCCGCUGAAGAGCAAGGAAAGCAAAGACGAUAACGAGCAAGAAAUUGAUUGACAGGAGUUGGGACACCCCCAAGCAGCGCCUUGUACCCUGGACCAGCUGAGAUGUCCCUAGUUGGGGACAAGUGGGGUCCCCUGGGGAGGGCACGGACCUGCUGCCACCCUCAUCCCAGGCCCUGUCACCCUCCACCUUCCCCGGCUGUGUCUUCGGGGUGCCCUGGGGCUGGAGAGAGGUUGCAUCUCUUUAUCCCCGGUGAACCCUGAAGACCACUGCAUCCUUCUCAAGGAUGCUGUAUCGCGGGUGGAGGCUCCUCCUCGUCCGUCUGUCCGUCCCCAUGUGGGGCUGAGAACAACUGAGCACCCUCUGUGCCUGCUUCUGGGUGGCCACAGCCAAACAAGUUGCCUUCCAGGUGCCUUCCGGGGCAAAUUUCGGUGCCUUUUCCAAGCCAGAGACCUUGGGAUGGGUGAUGGGCUCAGCGAGGUCCCUGGGAGCGACCGACGGAGCUCUGGGAAGAUGGAUGGGAGCUGCGGGAUGCCCAGGCACAGGGGAGACAGAGCCCAUGCUCUUGGCCCCAAUGAAUGUGUCACUCCGGGGACGUAUGGGGACGAUUAUUUUUUCAUGUUACACCAGUGUGGCUCCCACUGGACUUUGAUUUUUGCCUUAAAUGCAAAAUCCCACUGGGGUGGGUAUCCCCUGCCUCAAAUUAACCUGGGAGAUUUUUUUGAGGGGUGGUUAAAAGGCAGGGCCUGGGGGUGACCUGCUGGCCAGGUGAAUCAUAGAAUCAUAAAUGGUUUGGGUUGGAAGGGACCUUAAACAUCUCGUUCCACCCACCCUGCCAUGGGUAGGGACACCUUCCACUAGACCAGGUUUCUCGAAGCCCCAUCCAAGGUGGCGUGUCCCUGGUCCUGCUCCGGUGGGUGAAGUCCCCACUGUGCCCUUCGGCUCUUCUGCUGGUUUUUGUCCUUAUUUAAAAUCCAGAAGCUGAAGGGGACUUUUGUGCCUUGACGAAAUAAAUUCGGGGGUUGUUUUGGACACUGCUUUCUGGGCUUGGCGUGGUCUCCGGGAUGCAGCUUUAGCCGUAAUUAGUUUAAAUACUGAAAUUCCCGGAGUGAAAGCUUUGUGUCCCUCUUUCAGACCUGCCCUGUUUGUCCCUCGGUCCCUUGUUACUACCAUGAUACCUUACACUUUGCCACCCUCAUCCCUCACCCAGCAUGGGGGAAAAACCACUCCAGCGAAGGGGAGGACCUCUUGUUCCGCUUUAUUUUAACACUUCAAGCAGCAGAACGAAGAGCAAAAUCCUGAAGGGACGUUGUCAUCUGUCAGACAUUGCUCAGAAAUUCAGGCUGGUUAAUGCCAUCGAUGGGAUGCAAGUGGGGUCUGAUGGGGAAGGGACCUUCCUAAGUCACCUGUGGAAGAUUAUUUUUAGUUGUCCUUCCCUGGGCAUGAAGCCAGGCUCUACAUUUUGAUAGAAAAAUAUCUCUUACAGCGAGAUGAGGGAAAGCGUGCUGGUAUCAAACCCAGAUUAGGGAGGGGAUGGAUUUUAUUUUGGGGCUUUGAUCUACAGCCUGAAUUAAGUGCCAGUGCCAUUUUUAAUGACAUGCCAGGAGGUAUCAUUAAUGAAGCCGUUAACCACCUCCAGCUCCUUGGUGGGUGGCGGGAUGUGUUGUCCCCAUGUCCAUCUUGAAAGGUCCUGAGAUGGUGCCGGCGUCCCUGGGGAUGUCUCCUCCAGCUGGAGCUUUCUGGGGCAGUUCUUUGGGUGGAUCUGAGGGGUUUCCAUCCUUCCCCUCCCACUCCCGGCUAACAGUGAGUUUCCAGUCACGAAAGUGGGAUUUAACAGGGGUACAGAGGGCGAAGGACCCGGCAUGGAGAGCUGGCAGCAGCUCAGCUGCUGGAGCUCGCUCGUGUUUGCUCUUAUCCCUCCCGGGAGCAGGCGAGGCUGCGAGUUCAUCCAAACACCCUCGACGGGUGAAAAAACAACUACUAAAUCGCAUUUGGCUGGUUAUUUCAGAAAGCAUCAGAAUGAGUCUCCCCAUCCAAUCAUUUUGAAAAUCCCUUUCUACCUCUGCUUGGGGAGCAAUAACCAAAAGGAGAUUUAAAUUUGUCAAAGACUCCAGGAUUUGUUGUGGGUGACAGGUUUUCAUUUCAUUUCCCUUUGGUUUUCUCCCAGCGCAACAAGUGAGAUGGGGAAACCCCCCAGCUCAGCACCAGCUCUGCGCAUUUGCUUUCCAGGGGCAAGCCGGAGCCAAUGCAAAGCGCUGGCACGCUCUAAAGUUCCUUUUUGGCAAGAAAAGGCCUUGAAAAACUCUCCGUUUGUGCCAUCGGUGCUGGUACCCAAAUCAUUUUGAUGGGGGAUGCCGAGCGACGUGGUAUUCCUAAGGAAACGUUGUGGAGUCAGCACUUUCAGAGCCAGUUUUUCCCUCUCAGGACCCAUUUUUCAGAGCCCAGUCCCAAGCGGGUUAUUCCCCGUGCAUCUGGUUCUGUUAAAUCAGAGUUAGCAGUGGGGCUGAGAGACGUUUUAAUUACAGAUUUGGAUAUCCUGCGUGAUUUAUCCCGGGUAACUCAAGCAAUUUAUCCCUCAGCAGUUACAAGGGAUCCGAAGCAGAAAGGAAGCACAGGGAAUAUUUAUCGUGGUGACUCAGAAGCCGUUUAAGAGAGAUUUGAAACGAAACAGUGACAUUGCUUUAAAAAACCCCUACCUGGCGUGAAGAAGUUGUCUCCAGCCAGGAAAAUUAAUGAGCAAUGCCAUUUUCAAACUCCAAUUCCCCUUUAUUUCCCAUGUUGGCCAAGCAUUUCUCUGUGGGCUGGCAUGGGGGUGAGGGAACUGGGGUGAUGUUUCUAUGUCAUUUUAUGAUCGGGUGGCAUUUCAAUGUCGUUUUGCCAUCAUUACUCGGAGUAGAUGAGACAAACCCCUCAGCAAUGCUUUUGCAAGCGGAAUCUGAGCCAUGAUAGCAUCAUUUUCUCGGGGACGAUGGAGGGAGGUUGGUGUUGCUUAAUGAGCCUUAGAGAAACAUGUGCUGUCUCAGGUAAGGAAAUGUUGCUUAAAUAUUGCCGGAGAAGUAUUCCAUUCCCUGAUUAAUACAGUAUUUAACACGCCAGUGAAGAAGCACCCUGGCAAAUAAAGCCCUGACAGUGCAGUUCUUUGCCGUGCCCGACAGAGAGAUGAUUUUUCUCAUCUCAGGUGCUGAAGUUGUGAAUAAAACUGAAAAAUUCAGAAGACCCAUCCCAAAGGGAGGUUGGGAUAUUGCUUUCUACAGCAUGGAUCCAAGAUUUUCACCGUGGGAGUCGUCGUGCUCAACCCAAGGCUUUCCGAGGAGCGUGGAUGGGACGUACGCAGCCAUUGGUCUUGCCCACCUAGCAGAAGACCCCAAGCUUCUGUUAACCCACUGCGGCAAAAAGAUGUCCCCCAGUGUCCUUUGUUCCCGGAGGAAAUCUAUACUCGGAGGACUCUGCAGACAGAAAGGGCUAUUAAAUGCAGAUUACGGUGAUGGAUAAGGCACAAGCUGCAGCACGAGAGAAGGGAGGUGGUGGAUGAUUUUUAUUGUUUGCUGCCUAUUGAUUUCUUUUUGCACCCGAACGAGAAUAAAAGCAGUUCCCCAUUGAA
Columba livia (rock pigeon) is the source of this 5422-nucleotide messenger RNA. It is a transcript of the gene CD276, whose product is annotated as CD276 molecule. The record is from RefSeq and is a predicted model, not a curated record. The coding region runs from base 16 to 1875 and encodes 619 amino acids. Gene Ontology annotation, cellular component: external side of plasma membrane. Gene Ontology annotation, biological process: regulation of cytokine production; T cell receptor signaling pathway. The transcript is spliced from 8 exons. Gene Ontology annotation, molecular function: signaling receptor binding. Lineage: Eukaryota; Metazoa; Chordata; Aves; Columbiformes; Columbidae.